Messenger RNA from Schistocerca serialis cubense, 3522 nucleotides. RefSeq lists its product as uncharacterized. Lineage: Eukaryota; Metazoa; Arthropoda; Insecta; Orthoptera; Acrididae. The record is from RefSeq and is a predicted model, not a curated record. The coding region runs from base 267 to 1034 and encodes 255 amino acids. The transcript is spliced from 6 exons.
UCUUUAAUUGUGGAACGUAUAUCUUUGGACUUAUGGGCGUGUUGUUGUUCUUAAUAACCGCAAUUAUUUUCGCAAUCAAUAAACACAGUGCACAGUGCAAUUUUCUUUUUAGUCGCUUUGCUUGUCCAGUGGCAACAUUCACCAGAUAAUUCUCUUUAUGAUUUAAAGUGGCUAAAUGUUCUUCAGUGGCUAAUCAUUUACUGGAUUGGAUUGUUAUUGACGUUUGUUUGAGUGCAGGCUCAUUUGCAAACAACUAACGUUCCACAAUGAACUACGGACGGAAGACCCCAAGUAUGGGGACACCAUCUGUCUAUUCUCAUAUGACAAACAGGUCCUCUGCAGGUUUAAAAUCUUCUCGGUCACUUCGAUCAUUAAAAACACCAUGGUAUCAGAAACCAAUAUUACAAGAUGCCAUUAUCCUUGAUUUACAAAGAGGAGCUCUUGUGGUAGCUGUUUAUUCACUGGUUCUCAGUCUGUUUACAAUCAGCACGGCUGUAUUUGAUAUUUACUGCCUUGCAAUGGCAACUCCAGGCUCGACUCAUUACGGAUAUUACAUUAUCAGCUUUGAAUUUGUUUAUGUUGGCAGUUUGCAUGUUCGAAACGCACUUGUUGUGUUUGCGUUGUUUUCAUUAAUUGGAGGAAUGGCUUUAUUCGUGACAAGCAUCAUGCUUAUUCUUGCUCUUCGAAAGGAAUAUGAGAAGAAGAUGGUACCAUGGAUUUAUUGCUUUGCAGCAUUUACACUGUUCCGAUUAUUUGCCUUCGUAUUUGCAUCUAUUGUGAAUGACAUGAUAUUUUCGUACAAUAUUGCCAUGUGCUUUUUGUGGAUUAUGUUUUCGGCUGCUAAUGUGUAUGGCUUUCUCUUGGUAUAUUCCCUGUACCUGGAACUUUGUGAUUUGACGAAGCUAGAAGAUCUGGCACAUUUAAGAAUGGGCACAAUGACAUCGUUGAAUGCGUCUACUACCCACUCCAUAGCAGGAUCUCGACCAACAACACCCCAUAGCACAGUCUCAACAGCUCCUGCAACAGGAUUUUGAAAUGUGUAGACAGGACUUGACAUAAAAUGACAAAGAAUUGAAAUUAGCAAUGUGGAUGGUCCCACUUUUCUAGAAAUAAUUUACACCUGAUGAGUGCUGUUAAUAAACAAACAUUAUUUUUACAAAUAUUAUUUUUUGCGUGAUGCCAUUUGUCAGUAGUUUAAGAUUUUUGCAUUUAGAACAUAACUUGGUCAUAUUUACCCAUCAGUUUUGAAGAAUAAGUGCAGUUUUUGGUGUCAUGCCAGCAUUUUGCGCUACUUGUCAUAAAAUAUGUGCAGCUGUAAACCACAAAUGCACUUGAAAGAUUUUGUCUAUGAAUUCAGUUUAAAAAAAGGCAGGCUUUAAUGUUUCAGUUUAUUCAAGUGGAUUAAUUCAAAUCUCAACUGAUUAAGUGUUAAAGAAUCAUGAGAAUAUUAUUUGUAUUUCACCCGUUCUCAUGAGAUUCUUUUCCUCUGUGAGAAGUACUUAAUUUGACAGCAUUGUAAUGUAUGUAUACUCACAAAGAAAAAGACCUUGUUCUUGAAUCUCAUUCGUGUUUUGGAAGAAUGUAUCGUGAUUGCGAGUCUUCACUUUACAGUAUGAUACUAGAAAUGUUAUUGUCUUCUCUAUUGCUGUCGAACAGUUCAUUGUCAUAAGAAAAACUGUGCUCACAGAUUAUUCAUAUAUUUCACAUACAAACAGUGAUUUUAAAAGUGAGAGUUGACUUGUCUAUAAGUCACUUAUAGCUUCACUGUAGCUGGACAGUGUAUAUUUUUGAUAGAUACUAUAAAAGUGAGAUUAAUUGGAUCAAAAGGAAAGUUCGCUUGAAAAAACUGUUAAAUUGCAGGCAGACAGAACGACUGACCAAUACUUACACUUAAGAUGGGAAAGUUCAAAUACUGCUGGUACAUAAAUUUUAAUGUAGGAAGUAAAAAUAACAUUUAGCCACCAGAACUGUUGUCCUUUUCUAUGGGAGAAAAGACGGGUAGCUUGGGGAAGGUUGGAAGGAGGAGCAUGUAGCUUUGACAGAUGUCCCAGUUUGGGGGCUGUGUAACCUGCACCUCUUUCUCGUCAGCGUCCAAGGUAUUCCUCUUUUCUUCUUGAGGAAGUACUAGCAGUUCUGAAAACUAGACAUUAUUGUUUCUAUUUUUAAAUUUGCAUUUUUGGUGCACAUAUAAUACUGCCUCACGAUGUCAAAUACUGGUCAGCAAUGCCAUCUACUUGUAUACUGAUUUGUCGAUACAGAGACUUUGUGCAUUUAUACUAAUUUCAGUCCAAUCAGUAAAAAUGUGGUAUAUUACAGAAUUUAAACUUUUGCACUAUAAUUAAUGAUUUCCAAGUUCCUGGCUUUGCAACAGAGUUAAUGUUAUCAUUCUCCUUCAGCAAGAUUUUGACAACCUCCCUAAAUGUCUUUGUCAGGUGUCGAUUGCAGCCUUUGAGUUGGCCUUAAAUUCUGUAAGAUUUUUAUUCUUUGACAGUGCUUGUAAAUAUCACUAGAGUGGUGUGCAAUGUGUCCUGUCCACAGUUUUGUUAGAGUCCAGAUGGCAAGCAUUGAACUCUGCACAUGACACCUCAUGAAGACAACUAGAGAGAUUGUCAGAAUAUCAUGGAAGGACGAACCUUUCAGUUUGUUUUGACACAUCCCACUGAAUGAAAACUGUGUGCCAGCCUGGGUCCCGAACCCAGAACAGCUGUCCAGGCACAACUUGUGAUUCACCCUCACAACUUACUGGCAGAAGUAAUGUUGUGAGUUGUGCCUGGAUGGCUGUCAGUAAGAGCAUUGCCUGCUAAAGGCACUGUUAUGUGUUAGAGUUUGAAUCUGGCACGCGAUGUUCAUCUGUCAGGAAGGAUCAUAGAAGAAAAGUGACAACUAAUCUGGCAGCAGAACCCAGAAACUUGGAAAGGUAGCUGUGUGAACUUUGGCAGUAUUAAAGAAAAAAAAAUUUUUUUGUUGUUGUUGUUGUGGAAGAGUAUUAAUCUUUACUUCCUGCUAUGAGGAGCUCCUUCUAUUUUAAUAAAUAUUAUAUUGUGAGGUACCAAAAGAUUCAUUUCAGUAUUAAAACAGAGUUUUUUAGUACAGUCUAUUUAGUUAUCAUCAGUAUUCUUGGUUAUUUCAUAAUAAUUGGGGAUGGAACAUGUAACAAAUAAUAUUUUUGUGUGUAAAAGGUCAUGUGGAGUUAUUUGCUGUGCAGCAUUUAAAGUAAUUGUCAUGUCAGUCAUGUAGCUGGCACAAUAACUGUAUAGCAUUAUUUGAAUCUGUAUGUUUUUCUUGAACUGGAGAAUCUGCACUUUUUAUUGUGUUUUAUGUGCUACUAUGUCCCUAUUUUUUAACUAGUUCAUUAUUAUGACUGGUCAGAGUAUAUCUAAGUGACAAGUUUACAUGUCCAGUAAAAUAUUGAUGUGUUAUAUCACAUUUGUGUAUAUCAUGAGCUUGCAAAUCCGUCCAACUUUUUAUUAUAUUUCUUAAAUAUUUUUUGAUUAUACAGGUUACAAUAAAUAUUUUAAUGAA